This is a messenger RNA of Physeter macrocephalus (sperm whale), 1517 nucleotides long. RefSeq names its product serine protease 27. The transcript has 6 exons. The record is from RefSeq and is a predicted model, not a curated record. NCBI's taxonomy places the organism in Eukaryota, Metazoa, Chordata, Mammalia, Artiodactyla, Physeteridae. Gene Ontology annotation, molecular function: serine-type endopeptidase activity. Gene Ontology annotation, biological process: proteolysis. The coding region runs from base 404 to 1384 and encodes 326 amino acids.
UGAAACAGGGAGGGUCUCAUGGGUGGACUGUAGUCAGCUUAUGUGGGGCCUGUGGUCAGUUGGGGGAUGCAGUCAGCCAUGGUGGGGGUUGGAACCCCAUGCCACAAGCACCUAAAUGGGGCAGAUGCACCUUGGCCCCCAAACCCCAAGGUGUCUUAGGGUGAGGGGUCUGGCCCCUUGGGGUUCAGGGCCAGGUCAUGGAGGAGUCGGGGUUCUGGGGUGCCUCCUUCCUGCUGAGAGGAACUGGGCGGGCCAGGCUGACAGGUCCAGCGGCAUAGCCGAGCUGACACUCAUCUCCAGCAUAUAACCCCACUUCAUGAAGCCCCGAAUGUUGUGCUAGUGUUCACGGAGCUCCUGCCACUGCUGUCCCCUGCCCAGCAGGCACUCCAGCCAGGCCAAGACCAUGAGGCAGGUGCCGGCUGUGGCCCUGCUCCUGCUCCUGCUGCUGCUGCGGUUUGGGACUCAGGAGGCUGAGGCAUUAAUUGCCUGCGGGAGCCCAAGGAUGCUGAACCGGAUGGUGGGCGGGCAGGACGCCUUGGAGGGUGAGUGGCCAUGGCAGGUCAGCAUUCAGCGAAAUGGAAGCCACUUCUGCGGGGGCAGCCUCAUCACAGAGCGGUGGGUCCUCACCGCAGCGCACUGCUUCUCCAACACCUCUGAAACAUCCCUGUACCAGGUCCUGCUGGGGGUGCGGCAACUGGUGAAGCCAGGGCCGCACGCCAUGUACGCCCGGGUGAAGCGGGUCAAGAGCAACCCCCUGUACCAAGGCAUGGCCUCUAGUGCCGAUGUGGCUCUGGUGGAGCUGGAGGCACCUGUGACCUUCACCAAUUACAUCCUCCCUGUGUGUGUGCCUGACCCCUCAGUCGUCUUUGAGACGGGCAUGAACUGCUGGGUCACCGGCUGGGGCAGCCCCAGUGAACAAGACCACCUGCCCAACCCCCGGAUCCUGCAGAAACUUGCUGUGCCUAUCAUUGACACACCCAAGUGCAACCUGCUCUACAGCAAGGAUUCCGAGUCCGGCUUCCAGCCGAAAACCAUCAAGGACGAUAUGCUGUGUGCUGGCUUCGCUGAGGGCAAGAAGGACGCCUGCAAGGGAGACUCGGGGGGCCCCCUAGUGUGCCUUGUGGGUCAGUCAUGGCUGCAGGCUGGGGUGAUCAGCUGGGGUGAGGGCUGCGCCCGCCGGAACCGCCCAGGUGUGUAUAUCCGGGUCACCUCCCACCAUAACUGGAUCCAUCGGAUCAUCCCAGAACUGCAGUUCCAGCGGGCUAGCUUGGGUGGCCAGAAGCGGGACCCUCGGGGCCAGCAGCCCCUCGGUCGGAACUUUGCACCCUGCCUGGCAGCCCAUGCCAUCCUCCUGGUCCUCAUGGCCCUGCUCACCUUCCUCUGAGCUGCGCCCAGGCCAGUGGGAAGGUGGCGCCCCGGGGCCUAUGGUGUACAUUUGUAAAUAGCUCUCCAAUUCUCCCUACUCUCUAAUGCCCACUUAUUUUUAUUUAUGUUCACUCUCCAAUAAAACCCCAACC